AUGAACCCCCAGGAGGCGGAGUUAGGCCAGGAACUGAGCGAGGACGUGGAAGCCGACUUGCCCCCUCCUCAACGCCGUCGCCACGACAACAACACUGCCACAAACAGCAGGCGACCCCGGCAGCCUAGCAACCAUAGUAGUGAAAACAACAACCAUGCUGCACCGCGCUACAGGAGGUAUAAUGAGGCCCCUGGUGCAGGUGGCAGCAGAAUCAGAGGAGCCCCACAGCGGAGGUCAACAGAGGAGCCAGAGGCAGAGCUGCACCAGGGAGCCCAGUCUCCUCCCCAGCAGCCCCAGCCUCAGCCCCAGCAGGCCCAGGGUCAGUCUCUGCCCAUCCCGCGACCUGCAGUGACACGUUACCGCAGACAGGAGGACAGUGAGGCCAGGCUCAGAGCACAGCAGCAGAGACACACACAGAGACAGCAGAGAGAGGCUGAGAGGGCCCAGCAACAACAACCACCUCCACCAGGCCCACAGCCUGUUCACUCUCUACCCCCACAACCAGAUGAGCCGGAGGAACAACCACCUCCACCAGGCCCACAGCCUGUUCACUCUCUACUCCCACAACCAGAUGAGCCGGAGGAGGAUGAGGGGGAGAGAGAGGGGGAGAGAGAGGGUGAUGAUUAUGCAUUAGCUCGUUCUGCUAGCACGGAAAGCGGUUUCCACACACACACAGACCGGGCGGAGGGCGACGCCGUCAUGGCACUAGAUCCUGAGGCAGAGGACGACUGCGGUACCUACGAGGUGACGCUUCGCCCAGAGGCAGAGGGAUACACAGAGAGUGCUGAGUCAGAGCAACCCCACCCCAACCUGAACCUCAACUACCCCCCUCUGCCCCCUCCCUUACCCCGGGAACCCCUACCAGAUGUUGGGAGACCCCCAGUCAGGAGGAGGCAGAGGAGACCCUGA
Oncorhynchus tshawytscha (Chinook salmon) is the source of this 909-nucleotide messenger RNA. Its product is annotated as ataxin-2 homolog. The transcript has a single exon. Bases 1 to 909 code for a protein of 302 amino acids. NCBI's taxonomy places the organism in Eukaryota, Metazoa, Chordata, Actinopteri, Salmoniformes, Salmonidae. The record is from RefSeq and is a predicted model, not a curated record.